GCCAGCAACAGAGUGACAGACUACACAGCCGCUCCGCUCCGCGUAGAAGUGGAUAUCUUCUCCGUGGACGGAGAGCAGAGGCGAGCCCCACCGAGCAGCAUGCUCGCUGUGCAACAAGGCGAACAGGAGCAAAAUGGACCUCCGGACAGCAGCUGCAGCAUCCAGUGAGGACCGACAUAGUUUUUAGGUGAUUCUCAUGCGCCACUCUGCAUAAUACACAGCCUCGCACAUGAGACAACGAAUCCUUCAAAACGGCUUCGGCACAUGGAGACCAAGCACCCGGCAUUAAAAGACAAGCCUAAGACGAAGAAACCUUUUACUAUUGGUGAAGAAUUGAUCCCCCUAUAUUGGACCGGCUCGUUGCAGAGACACAAGCUCAGGGCUCCCUCUAAUUCGGCGUAAUGGGCUCUGUUAAAUCCUAGAGGACACGUGGUCAUGAAGAAGUAGAAGCAUCAGUUGAGGCCCUCCAGCUGACCUCUAGGUUAAGUCCUGGCUGUGGGGCUUUGUUGGUGGUGGGCCAGCUGAAGAGGCUUGUAUGUGAGUGAGAGGUAAUGAAGUCCAGUAUGAGGCAGUGGCGGAGGCUCGUGCUGCUGGGAAUGCUGGCCUGGGUGCUCCUCUUCCUCGGCCUUCUCUCUUACUUCCUGGAUGCUCGUGUGAACGAGCCGCUGACCUCUGUUGGCUCUUUACUCUCCCAGCACCCUGACACCCGUCGCCUGGCCUCUAUACAGGCCUCCCAUCAACAGCAAGCCAACCUGGGCUCCCGACCUCAACUGGCUUCCACCUUAACUACCAUCUACCCCAAAGAUGAGCCGGAGCCUUCUGCCAGCUUCACGACUCCAGAGCUCAGCCUGGAGGUGAGCCACAGCCCCAACAGCGCUCCCUACGCCAUUUAUGGUAGCCAGGAGACCAGCCACCAGGACUACCUGGACCCACAGAGCCUGGCCGCCUGGUCCUCCUUUGGUACAGAAAAUGUAGGUUCUCACUCAGACCCUUCAAUCCAGAGUCGUGAGAGAAUUUCCCAAACGGAGUACCAGAACCAUGUCAACGCUAUGCGCUACCAUGGUGGUGGCGGGGGGGAGGAAGAAGAAGAUGAGGGAGAAGAUGAAGAACGAGGAAACAGAAUGAGGACUACAGCACGCAGAGUGGGCGGUGACUCCUCUGAUCUAGAGGAAUAUUACUUCUCCAAGUCGGCCUCUGUGGUGCAGCGGUUGUGGCGGGGUCGUGUGUCAGCCGGCAUGCUGAGUCCUCGGCUGCAGCGCGCCAUGAAGGACUACGUCAGUGCCAACAAACACCAUGUUUCCUACAAGGGGCAUCGCAGGGCCGCCCAGAGUGCUAAGGAGCUGAUGUGUCAAAUGAAGGCUCAGGCCCGGCUAAGGACAGUGGACGGCUCGGAGCAGCCCUUUUCCUCCCUCGGAUGGGCUAGUCUUGUGCCGUCUCUUCCCCUGGAGGGACUGCACCGGCGGCAGGCCCAGAGCAGCUUCAAGACCUGUGCGGUGGUCACCUCGGCUGGUGCCAUCCUGCGCUCAGGACUAGGCAAAGAGAUCGACAACCACGAUGCAGUGUUACGCUUCAAUGCCGCGCCUACGGACGGAUACGAACGAGACGUCGGGAACAAAACCACCAUCCGCAUCAUCAACUCGCAGAUUUUGGCCAAUCCUAAACAUCGAUUCAACACGAGCUCAAUCUACAAGAAUGUGACUCUGGUGGCCUGGGACCCUGCACCUUACACCGUCGACUUACACAAGUGGUUUGCCAGUCCGGACUACAACCUGUUUGGUCCGUACAUGGAGCACCGCAAGCUCCACCCGGGUCAGCCAUUCUACAUCCUUCACCCAAGCUAUGUGUGGCGACUCUGGGAUGUGAUUCAGGGCAACACUCAGGAGAAUAUCCAGCCCAACCCUCCCUCAUCCGGCUUCAUAGGCAUCCUCCUGAUGAUGGCGCUGUGCGAGCAGGUGCACGUGUACGAGUACAUUCCCUCCAUGAGGCAGACGGACCUGUGCCACUACCAUGAGCGUUAUUAUGACGCCGCCUGUACACUGGGUGCCUACCAUCCCCUCCUGUAUGAGAAGAGCCUGAUCCAGCGGAUAAACACGGGCCCCGAGCGCGACCUGAGGCGGAAGGGGCGGGUCACUCUUCCGGGCUUCCGCACCGUUAACUGUGACAUUUGAGAUAUGAAACGUGACCCUCUGAGCCCGAACAUACACACACACUCCGGCCUUUUCUGGCUGACUAAGGGAGAGGUGCAAUAAAGCCACUGGAGACACGGAGGCUGGAGCUUACAAGUUUCAAAUUAGACCCAUGAAGAACAUAAGCCAUAGCCCUCUGGGGAGGGAUCCACAUGGAUGCUUCUGAAAGAACUCAUUUUCAGUUCGCUGCAGUACUCCUGAAAUGAGGAAGAGAAAAAGAAGCAUCAGAGUGAAAGUUCUGUUUCUCUCCCUACAGCCUUAGGGUGUUCUUCUUGACUUUGAUUUGUCAGUGAAUUCUCUUCUUACACUUGAAUUGAUAUUUAAAUAGACCAUUUGUAUGAUUUCAGCCGUUGUAAUUUGUCUUUUUUUACUGUGUAAAUAAAGCUAUUGUACAUGUUGAAA
Cottoperca gobio is the source of this 2588-nucleotide messenger RNA. It is a transcript of the gene st6gal2a, whose product is annotated as ST6 beta-galactosamide alpha-2,6-sialyltranferase 2a. Gene Ontology annotation, biological process: sialylation. Gene Ontology annotation, molecular function: beta-galactoside alpha-2,6-sialyltransferase activity. Lineage: Eukaryota; Metazoa; Chordata; Actinopteri; Perciformes; Bovichtidae. The transcript is spliced from 9 exons. Bases 552 to 2168 code for a protein of 538 amino acids. Gene Ontology annotation, cellular component: Golgi apparatus. The record is from RefSeq and is a predicted model, not a curated record.